This is a messenger RNA of Megalobrama amblycephala (Wuchang bream), 1098 nucleotides long. RefSeq names its product yjeF N-terminal domain-containing 3-like. Gene Ontology annotation, molecular function: NAD(P)HX epimerase activity. Lineage: Eukaryota; Metazoa; Chordata; Actinopteri; Cypriniformes; Xenocyprididae. The record is from RefSeq and is a predicted model, not a curated record. The transcript is spliced from 6 exons. Gene Ontology annotation, cellular component: mitochondrion. The coding region runs from base 228 to 956 and encodes 242 amino acids.
ACCUGCGCUUCAGCGUGUGAUGAAGAUGUGCGAUUCUCUCAGUUCAGUGUGAAGAAUCCGAUCAGCCAAUCAACAGCCUCCUCCAGCUCCUCCUGCUCUCUGAUUGGUCCUCGGCGUGACAGACUCUCACAUUACGAGCUUCAUCUUCUCACAUCUUGAGCAGAAAGUGAGACUCGAAGAACUGAAACACUGAAACUCUUUCAGACCUUGUUUUUACUUCAGUGAAGAUGAACAGCAGGAAUCAGGAGUGUGUGGAAGCGCCCAGAUAUCUCAGUAAAGAGGAGGCAGUCGCCAUGGAGACGGAGUUGCUAAGGGAUUAUCGUUUCGGACGGCAACAGCUGACGGAGAUACUGGGACACGCGUGUGCGAUCGCCAUCGCAAAGGCCUUCCCGCUGUCGUCUCUGGAGAAGCGGCAGCCCACGGUGCUGGUGAUCUGUGGACCGGAUCAGAACGGCUGCGUGGGACUGGCCUGUGCCCGACAUCUCCAUGUGUUUGAAUACAUUCCCACAGUGUUCAGUCCCAAACGCUCCCCGGACAGCCUGCAUCAGGACCUGACGGUGCAGUGCGAGCGGAUGGACCUGCCGUUCCUGUCCUACCUGCCCACCGAGGUGCAACUAAUCAAUGAUGCAUAUAACGUGGUUGUGGACGCGGUUCUGGGUCCAGAAACCGAACUGAAGGCCAUCGAUGAGCCGUUGACUGGCAUCCUGCAGACUCUACGAGGACUCAAAGUCCCCAUCGCCAGCCUGGACAUCCCGUCAGGCUGGGACGCCGAUGAAUCCAGUUCGGAGGGAAUCAGUCCUGCGGUUCUGGUUUCCUUGAUGACUCCCAAGAGAUGUGCCCUGAGCUUCCCUGGAUCUCACUUCCUGGCCGGACGCUUCCUGCCCUACGACAUCCAGAAGAAGUACGAGCUGAACUUGCCCAAGUUCUCUGGAACAGAUUCUGUCGUGGAGCUGUGAUCAAGUUUAUCAGUGUCAGUGCCACAAACAACUCGACAAGAGUGAUGUGAAUGUUGGAUUUUAUUAAAAUAUAAAUGUUCAGCCAAUGUUCUUCCAGUGUUACAUUUACUGAAUAAAGUUUGUCCAAACUAAAAUGCUGCUC